Messenger RNA from Penicillium bovifimosum, 3105 nucleotides. Its product is annotated as argonaute family protein. The record is from RefSeq and is a predicted model, not a curated record. NCBI's taxonomy places the organism in Eukaryota, Fungi, Ascomycota, Eurotiomycetes, Eurotiales, Aspergillaceae. Bases 1 to 3105 code for a protein of 1034 amino acids. Gene Ontology annotation, molecular function: protein binding; RNA binding. The transcript is spliced from 4 exons.
AUGUCAGAUCAACCCCGCGGCCGCGGCGGUCGCGGUCGAGGACCUCGUGGCGGAGACUUUGGGGACCGCGGAGGUUGUCGCGGAGAUUUCCAGGGCCUCCCUUUUCGCCCUUCUGAUCGUGGGGGGCGAGGUGAUUUCCGCGGUGACUUCCGCAGUGGCCGCGGUGGUGGUGAUCAUCGCGGCCGUGGAGACUUCCGGGGGCGCGGCCGCGGUGGUGGUCCUCAGGGCCCUCGAAUCUUUAAUGAGGGCAAACCUAUUACUCCACCUGAUGCCACCGUCGUCAAGACGGAAGACACCGUGGCCAAGGCGCUCGUUGCCAGUCGCCAGAAAAUUGCUACGAACGCUGCGCGAGCAUAUCCCGACCGGCCAGGAUACGGCACUCUCGGUCGGCCUGUUACGCUAUAUGCCAACUAUCUGCCCUUUACCUCAGUCGGCAAGCCAAUCUAUCGCUAUCAUGUCUCUAUCGCCGCAGAGGGCAGCAGGGAGCCUGCUGGCAGAAAAGCACGACACAUUGUGCGUCUUCUGCUGGAGGAGCACUAUUCUGCCAAUUUUAACGGCAUUGCAACCGACUAUCGCUCAACACUCAUCUCAGUGGCCAAGCUUGCUGAAGGCCAGUUCGAUGUGCGCUACAAAGAUGAAAAUGAUGAAGAAUAUCCUGAACACCCGAAUGUGUACAAGGUUACCAUCCAACACACAGGCGACAUUAACCCGGCAGACCUUAUCAACUACCUCACUUCCACUAAUGCAGGGAGUAUGCUGAGUUCCAAGCCCGAAAUUGUUCAGGCUCUGAACAUCAUCCUGGGUCAUCAUCCGAAGACCGAGCGCUCGGUAGCCUCCAUCGGUGGAAACAGACAUUACAGCUUCCAAGAAGGCAUCAAGGAGAGUGCCAGUCUCGAGGGUGGUCUAGAGGUGCUUCGCGGCUUCUUCGUCAGUGUGCGAGCUGCCACAGCCCGUGUCCUGCUGAAUGUCCAGGUCAAGUACUUGGCCUGCUACAAAUCAGGGCCCUUGGAAUAUGUGAUUCAAGAGUGGAAGGCUAGCAAUUUUAAGGCCAGUUCCUACAGGAUGGAGGCUUUUCUGAAGCGUAUGCGUGUUUGCAUCACGCAUUUCAAGCGCAAGGGCAAAAAUGGCAAAAAAAGACCCGCUCGCGUCAAGACUAUAUCCGGUCUGGCAACUCCCCAAGAUGGUGGUUCAGCACCCAACGGGCCAAAGGUGGAUGGCUACGGAGCUGGUCCCCACAGUGUGAAGUUCUUCCUGGAUGCUUCUGGCUUGCAGUCUCCACAGCCUGGUAGUGGAGAAGGCAAGGGGAAGAAGGGCAAGAAGGCCCCUCCCAAAGCUGGCCCUCCUUUAGCUGGGCAGUACAUUAGCGUUGCUGAUUUCUUCAGGAAAGAGUACAACAUCACUGUGAACCCCGAACUCCCUGUUGUUAACGUCGGAACCCGAGACAAACCCGUCUACCUCCCUGUGGAGGUUUGCGAGGUCGAGGCUGGCCAACCUGUGAAAAGCAAGCUCUCCCCUAAACAGACACAAAAUAUGCUUAACUUUGCGGUCAAAGGCCGCAUGCCAGCAAAGAAUGCUCAGUCUAUUGUCACGAAAGGUGUGGGGGUAUUGGGAAUCGGUCAGCCACUGAAUGCCACACUCUCUUCCUUCGGAAUCAGCCUUGGCGAUAAUCUUAUAACAGUGCAGGGCCGUGUCCUGCCAGCCCCCCGGAUUAUGUAUGCGAAGCAGAAGGAGCUUCAGGCCAAAUUUGGCAGCUGGAACAUGCAGUUCAUUGAGUUCUCCAAACCUUCUACAUUGAAGAACUGGGUUUGGCUUUUCAUCGACGCCCCUAACAGCAGACACGGUCUCUCUCCACAGGGGCUCGCUGGCUCAUUAGAUGAGUUUGUCCAGACUCUCAAAAAUAUGGGUGUCGCGGCUGAGAAGCCUAAGGGAGGCACAAGGAUUGAAUAUUCCUUUAAUGCCGACAAUGCUCCGGCUAUUGAGAAGGCCGUACGUUUCUUGCAAGAAAAAAAUAAGCCCGAGCUCAUUCUGGGUAUUCUGUUCGCCAAGGACGCCCAGGUCUACAAUACGGUUAAGCAAGUGUGCGACAUACGCUGCGGUCUGCGAAACGUGAACGUGCAAGCCAAGAAGGUGAGGGGUGCCAACGUGCAAUAUUGGGCAAAUGUCGGCCUGAAAAUCAACCUCAAGAUGGGAGGUGCCAACCAAACCCUUCGAACCUCGGAUCUGGGCUUCUUCGCCGACGGCAAGACCAUGCUCGUCGGUCUCGACGUCACCCAUCCCUCCCCGGGUUCCAUCAGUUCGGCACCCAGUGUGGUCGGGAUCGUCGCCUCAGUCGACGCGCAACUCGCACAGUGGCCCGCAGAUAUUCGCAUUCAGCCUGCGCGCCAGGAAAUGGUUUCUGACCUCGAUACCCUUCUACAAUCACGCAUGAAGAUCUGGGCAAAGCGCAACAAGGGCAAGUUCCCGGAACACAUCGUCGUCUACCGUGACGGCGUGUCAGAGGGCCAAUAUGACAUGGUCAUUGAGAAGGAGCUGCCUCUCUUGAAGAAAGCCUGCCAGAACAUCUACCCAGCCUCAGAUACAAUGAAAGGCCUCCCCCGCAUGGCCAUCAUCGUUGUUGGAAAGCGUCACAACACCCGCUUCUACCCAACAUCCGAUGGUGACGCCGAACGCUCCGCCAACCCUCAACCUGGCACCGUCGUCGACCGCGGAAUCUCCGAGGCUCGCCACUGGGACUUCUACCUGCAGGCUCACUCCGCGCUUCAAGGCACCGCCCGCCCCGCCCACUACUUCACUGUUUGGGACGAGAUCUUCUACCCACUACAUCCUGGCGUCAGACCCGGCAUCUGCGCUGCCGAUAGACUCCAGGACCUUACACACAAGAUGUGCUACCUCUUCGGCCGAGCAACGAAGGCUGUCAGCGUGUGUCCGCCUGCCUACUACGCCGAUCUCGUCUGCACCCGUGCUCGCUGCUACAUGAGUGAUCUGUUCGACCCGACUCCCUCUGCGACUCCGACGGGUAGUGUGGCGGGUGAUAGUGGUGGUCGUGUAUCCGAGAGCCAGGCAACUGUUCACCCCAGCAUCAAGGAUACCAUGUUCUACAUUUAA